ACCCCCCAAAAUCCCUCCCCCAAGGUUUGGGAUCUGCUGCAAUUCCGUCCUACCGGGAUUUAUCGUCACCCCCAUGACGGACAAAGUGCCCCCAAAAGUGCUGGACAAGUUCACAGGGAUGGUGCCACUGGGACGACUGGGGGACCCUGAGGACGUGGUAGACAUGGUGACUUUCCUGGUGUCGGGGGACAGCGGCUACGUCACCGGGGCCACCCUGGAGGUGACAGGUGGGGACCCCCCAUGUCCCCAGUGUCCCCCCAGUGUGUCCCCUCAAUGUCCCCCCAAUGUCCCCCCUUUCCCUCUCUCAUUCCAGGGGGUCUCUUCAUGUGACGGAUCCAGCCUUUCCCCCCGAUGUCCCCCCAAUGGGGGGAGAGGGGCAGACUUCAAAAUUUAGGGGGAAUAAAGGGGAGGGAGCCCAAAAUUUGGGGUGUUGAGGUUGGGAGUCUAAAAAUGGGGGGAAGAAGAAAGGGGGGGCCCCUAAAAUUUGGGGAGAUUGAGGGGCAGGACUCAAAAAUUUGGGGAGGAGACCUCAACAUUUGGGGGGAUAAAGGGGGAGACCCCAAAAUUUGGGGGG
Corapipo altera (White-ruffed manakin) is the source of this 574-nucleotide messenger RNA. RefSeq names its product estradiol 17-beta-dehydrogenase 8-like. The transcript is spliced from 4 exons. Bases 74 to 394 code for a protein of 106 amino acids. NCBI's taxonomy places the organism in Eukaryota, Metazoa, Chordata, Aves, Passeriformes, Pipridae. The record is from RefSeq and is a predicted model, not a curated record.